This is a messenger RNA of Thrips palmi, 3528 nucleotides long. RefSeq names its product trans-Golgi network integral membrane protein 1-like. The record is from RefSeq and is a predicted model, not a curated record. Lineage: Eukaryota; Metazoa; Arthropoda; Insecta; Thysanoptera; Thripidae. The transcript is spliced from 6 exons. The coding region runs from base 213 to 1889 and encodes 558 amino acids.
ACACUUCCCCCCUCCCCCUCCCCACCCGCGAGCCCGAGCUGGCGAUAAAUAGAGGAGACGUAAAAGUCACUUGUGUUGGUGAAUUUUAAGUCAUUCCCUGGAAAUACUUGGUGAAUUCAAGGCUUAAAGUGUUGAAUUGAGAGUGCACAUCUCGAGGAAAGUCUUUUACUUAGGCAUCCUUGUGUUUGCUCGUGCCAGCGGACGGAUAAGUGAUGACGGACUUAACCUCUGGAUACGUCAGGCACGUCGCAAUGUUGACAAAGUUGUUGAUUGGAAUAUAUUUACUCUCUGUUGUGAAUGGAAAGUCAGUUUCGCUGCCUCAAACAGCUUCAGAGUCGACAGUUGUGGAGAAAAUUAUUAAGGAACGAUGCAAGUUUUCCAGCUCAGCAGGGUCGUUAACGUUCCCUCCUGCUAACCUUCAAAUUCCUGAUAAAUGCUCUAAGCUGUCACUGUCGUCGCAGCAAGCUCCCGACGACCUAAGUAGCAACAUUGAUUAUUUCCUCUGUGUUGCUCUGUUGGACUCGACAGAGCGAUUGUGCCAUAUCACAAAGGGAAAUCUUGACUUUGCGAAACGUGUUUCUGAGGCUCUGACUGAUUCACUUCAAUCAAUGAUGACUGACGAUGGUGAUGAUACAUUUUGUAAAGAAAUGAAUAUAAUUGAUCCCGAUGCUAAGUAUCCACCUGCCAAAGUUUUGUAUGACAGAAUUAGACAGAAACAGAGUUACUGUGCUGCAAUUUGUGUGGGAAUGGGGGAUAAAGAAACCGCUCAGAGAGAACCAAUCUGUAAAUCCAUACAGUUUGCUCAUCAGCAAAUUCAUGCUGCGAUAGAACUUCAAACAAACUUUAACAACCAAGGCGGCCUGAUUAAAGAAAGAGAAGAAAAUCCUGUUGAUACCAAAGCUGUGAGAACACCCGGGAGUAAUCUGAAACAGCCAGUGCUUGACGAGUCACAGGCACCAGUUGUUUCUCAGACCAGUCAGAGAGCCAAUGCUCAAGGCACCCCAGAUGAAUCUCGUAUGGCUUCAAAUACAGAUGCAGGAUCCAACUCAAAGCCAUCUGAAGUCCAAUCUUCCAUAAGGAAUCUGCCCGCCAACCCAGUUGCGCUUCAUGCUGUGGAAGCUGCACAAGCUGUACAGCCUGUGCAAGCUGUGCAAGCUGUAGAUCCAGAUCCCAAGUUAUCUGCUACUAGUCCCUCCAAAAAUGAUAACAUCAAAGUUACAGACAAAAAGGUACCUGUCUUGCCAGCAGAGACAAAUGAGAACAUACCUGCUUUGCCUGCUGAGACAAAUGAAAAUGAAAAGGCAAGUGGUAGCUUGGCAGCAGACAAGACAGAGCUGGAUAGCCCUAACCUGGCCCAGAAAUCAGAAGAACACACAGAAGACUUGAAGGUGGAUGGUAAUCAGAACAGGAAUGAUCCAGCAGAGGCAGAUGAGAUUCCACCUCAGACAGAGGACAAUGAUGGGCAAGAUGAUCUCUUGAAACAAGAACCAUUUGACGGAGAAGAUGAUGAAUCUAUGCUUGGUAAUGGAGCUCUUGAAGCCAACAGAGAUGCAGCUGAGAAACCUCCACCUAUUGAGAAGAAAGUACCAAGUGCUCCCUUACUAUCAUCUCAACAAAAAACGCCCCAGGCAUCAAUGAUGGGAAAUUUUGAAGAAGCUGAGGACUCUCAUUUCUUCGCCUACUUCAUGUCCUUAUCAGGAUUGUGUAUCCUUUCGUACCUUGUGUACCAUAAUAAACGAAAGAUCAUUGCAAUGGCUGUUGAAGGUAAAAAAAGUAGAAAUACUGGCAGGCGCCGCCCCAACUCUGCGAGUUACCAUAAGCUCGACAGUAAUUUAGAAGAAGCAAUGUCAUCAAACUUAGCAUCAACCAAUUCAUAUGUCAUAUAUUAAUUUAUUGUUUGAAUCAAACUGUGAUUUUCAUUUUUCCUUAGAACUAAAUUAUAUUUACCAAGGAAAAAACAAGAAAAAAGAAACCAUGUAAUUUAUAGUCAUUAUUAAGUUAUAAUGUGUGGACUUGUAGUGCCUCUUUGAAUAAUCUCUCUGCCUGUGAUGAGAAUGUUAACAAAUUUCAGUUUUUUUUAACAUCUGCACUGUUCUGUUACAGAAUGCAUCUAAUUGUAGCCAAGUUUGGAACAGUUUUCUACAUUUUAUGAUGUGUACAGUUAACUGCUUCUCUUCUUGCUACAAUGUUUUGUGAUAAUUAUAAACUUGAUAAAAUAUGUUUGGAAAAGAAUCAAAAACUUAGGUGGUACCAUACAUUGCUAUAAAAUUCUUCUCGGAAGUCAUCCUGUAGUUUUGCUUUGAGCUUGUUUUCUAUUACAGUCAGUAGCAAAUAUGUGGAAGGGUGCUAAGUUCUAUGGGCCUUCACUUAAGCGAAUAAAUGCAUUUUGUUUGAUGUGUGUAAGGAAAAUCAUAGUUCAAAACUAUGUAUAUCAUUCAUGUACAAUUUGACUGAUAGCGCAUACAUUUCUUACAACAAAAAUGGUAUUGUUAUAUCUGCUUUAAAAGACUGAUAAAUAAUUUACUUGGGACAUGGGGAUCAAAUUAGCUGGCCACUGAUACUUGAUAAGUGGUCUGCAACUUAAAUUUGCUGUUGAUCAUAUUUAAAAAAUACUUGCAGUUUUGUACCAUGUAAAUGCAAUUGUAUAAAGUAGACUUAGUUUUUUUUCUUAUCUUUUCUAACUGCAUUUCAAGGAGCUUGCCAGUUACUCUCUAAAGAAUCAUGUUAUUUUUGUGUUGUUUUCUUUGAGGGAGAUCUGUACACUUUUGUGGAAGCUUUGAAUUUAGUAAACUUAAUUAAUCUGGAAAAUAAGUUGUCUAAUGCCAGUAAACUUCUUCCCUCGGCCAUUUUGGAUUCUGUAAUUGAAUGUGCCCUUCCCCCUGCCCGCAAAUUAUUGUGAACUAUACUGUGUUUUUAUUCUUAUUUUAAUUUUGGAACUAAUGUAAAUGAGUUUGUUUUGCAUUUAAGAUGCAGUGGAAACCACUUUUACUAGUAGAGCCUGGGUCUAGUCGAUAAUCUGUAAAAUUUAUUGCAGAUUUUUUUAAAGGAAUGGUCUUUGGUGAGUGGCCAAAAAAACACAGCAUUCGCUAAAAGGGGCUUCCACUGUACCAUAUGUUGUGUAGCAAUGCAGAGCUGCUUCGGUGCUGAACAAGAAUUUCUUGUGAUUCUUUUUCUCAGAAUUUACUCAUUAGUAGUAUGAUUUUAAAAUAUUGUUAUGGAUUGUAUCAAGGAAAGAUUCUUUUUCUUUCCUCAUGAGGCAAUUUGUCCAAGAGCAAUUAACUGCAAAAUUUUUGCUAAAUGUCUCUAAAAUGGAGAGAGAGAAAAGAAAAAUGUUAGGGAAUUCUGUGAUUUUAUUGUACAAAUGCCUCACUUAAAUCAAAUGUUUCAUUUAUAUCAGAGGUUCUUUAUUUGCAAUUCUUUGUAGAUCUUUGUGUAAUUGGUAGUCUGUACUUAGUUGCUAAUCUAGUAUUGGAAACACCUUUUGCAGCACUUAAUGGUCAUUAAACUAUUGUUGUAUGCAGCACUUUC